CCACUCCCUCUCUUUUUCUCUUGGUGGACUGGCCUCCAUCCCCACUCUCCUACCCACUAACUUCCCUUCUCCACUUAUUUCCCUGGCUCCCACGCUGGCCUGACCAUCAGCUGCGCUUCUCCAUACCAUUGUAAUGGAGCUGCUGCUUGGAAUAACUAUUCUCUCCUUAUUCUUCCACUUAUCCUCCUCUGCCUUCACCCCCAACAAUUCCUACUUCCUCGCCUGCGGCUCGACCUCCACCAUCAGCCUCACCUCCGACAGCCCCCCGCGCAGCUUUGUUCCCGACUCCAACUUCCUCCGCACCUCCAACUCCCUCACCCUCUCCAACCCCAACGCAUCCCCCAACUCCCCCACUCUCUACGCCACUGCCAGGGCCUUCACGGAGCCCUCCAGUUAUCAAUUCACGCUCGACAUCGAGGGCACCCAUGUCCUCCGCCUCCACUUCUUCCCCUUCUCCGCUCAAAACCACGACCUUUCCGCCGCCCGCUUCAACGUCUCCGCCCUCGACCGUUUCCUCCUCCUCGCCGACUUCGCCGUCCCAAACACCUCAACCCCCAUCAUCAAGGAGUACCUGCUCUGGGUGGACACCGGCGAGCUCACCAUCACCUUCACCCCCAAUUCUAAUUCCGGUACAUCUUCCUUGGCCUUCGUCAAUGCUAUUGAGGUCUUCACGGCACCCACCAGUCUGCUCGGCAACUCAGAUCCCCUCUCCAUAGCUCCUAGUGGGAAUAUCAACCAAUUGCAACGUCAGGCCCUGGAAACCGUCUACAGGAUCAACGUGGGAGGCCCAAAAGUCACUCCGGCGAAUGACACCCUCUGGAGAACCUGGGUUCCCGACGACGACUACCUCUUAUCCAAGGCCUUAUCGCAGGUGAACAGCACGACGCGCAUCUCGUACUCGGACCUAGAUUCCGCUGAAGUCGCGCCCCAGUUAAUCUACCUUACGGCACGAUCAAUGAACCCCGGCUCUAUGGUGGAGACUAACCCCAAUUUCAACUUCAACAUAACCUGGAGAUUCCCGGUCACUCCAGGCUACUCUUAUUUUAUCCGGAUGCAUUUCUGUGAUAUUGUAUCGAAGACGUUCACCGCCCUCUACUUCGACGUCUACAUAGGCGACCAAUUUGCGCAGGAAAAUCUCCAUCCAGCCGACUACACAGAUAACCUUGCUGAAGCUUUCUUUCGGGACUUCGCCUUGGACGUUCCGACCUCGCAGCAGGUCCUCCAUGUUAGCAUCGGCCGGUCACUUAGCAAGACCACCCCGCAGACGGCUAAUGCCAUACUGAACGGGCUCGAGAUCAUGAAGGUGAACAACAGCGUCGGCAGCCUCAACGGAACCUUCAACCCUGGCUCAGUCCCUAGCCAAGACAAUAAGAAGAAUCUUGUUUCUCCAGCUGUUCUGAUUCCAUCCAUUGUUGGUGGUGUUUUGCUCAUCAUCUUAGCCAUCACCGCGUUGGUGUUCUGCAGGAGACGUCGGGCAAAGCCCGUGCCGAAGCCAAAGGAGAGUCCGGUCUCUUGGUCGCCGUACCGGGCUGCCGUUGCCAAUUUCAUUGGCGUUUCGAGCAAGUCCACCGACGGGACAGCGCCAAACGCCUCGCCCAACUUCAAUCUGGGUCUCCACAUCCCCUUUGCCGAAAUCAAAUCGGCGACAAACGAUUUUGACGAGAAGCUCGUUAUUGGUACAGGUGGAUUCGGAAAGGUCUAUGGGGGAACUCUGAGGGAUGGCACCAGAGUUGCAGUGAAGCGAGGAAUGCGGGGGUCGAGGCAGGGCUACCCGGAAUUCCAGACGGAGAUCAUUGUCCUGUCGCAAAUUCGCCACCGCCACCUCGUGUCGCUGAUUGGGUACUGCGACGAUUGGUCCGAGAUGAUCUUGGUCUAUGAAUACAUGGAGAAAGGGCCACUGAGAAAACACUUGUAUGGCUCUGACUUUCCGUGCCUUUCAUGGAAGCAGAGGCUGGACGUAUGCAUCGGCGCGGCCAGGGGCCUCCACUACCUCCACACAGGCUACUCGCAUAACAUCAUUCACCGGGACGUCAAGUCCACCAACAUCCUGCUCGGGGAGAACUUCCUAGCCAAGGUCGCCGACUUCGGGCUCUCAAGGUCAGGGCCUUCCUACGGGGAAACUCACGUUAGCACCGGGGUCAAGGGAACAUUUGGGUACCUGGAUCCUGAGUACUUCAAGGUCCAGAAGCUCACGGACAAGUCUGAUGUGUAUUCUUUUGGAGUGCUGCUCUUUGAGGUGCUCUGCGCGAGGCCGGUGAUCGACCAAAGGCUGACGAGGGAGCAGGUCAACCUGGCGGAGUGGGCGCUGGAGUGGCAGCGGAGAGGCCAGCUCGAGAAGAUCAUAGACCCGAGGCUGGAGGGGAAGAUUAACGUGAAUUCCCUCCGCAAGUUUGGCGAAAUAGCAGAGAAGUGCCUCGCCGAGUAUGGCGUCAACAGGCCUACAAUGGGCGACGUGCUCUGGAACUUGGAGUAUGCUCUCCAGCUACAGGAGACAGAGUUGAAGAGGGAGCCCUUUGAGGACAGUGUCAAUAUGCACUCGCAGAUUUCCGUGGCAGCAGUUGGACCGUCACCUUCCACUACUAUAUCAAUCGAUGAUGAAGAAGGUGAUGGAAUGACGAGGAUGAGUGAAGACGCCCCGGACAUAACGACGACGAUCAACGUGUUCUCCCAGUUGGUUACUGGUGAAGGCAGAUGAAUGGGAUUGGUUUCCUGUGGCAAUUUAUUAGUUAUAUCGUUCCAGUUUAGAACAAUAUCAUCAGUGAAAUGAUAUGAUUGUAUGACAGUAUCGAUGCGAUUAAUAUUGUAUCUCUCUCGUUUCCUAUAAAGUAUCUUCUGCUAAUUUCAGCACUUUCUUUUUGGUAAGUUUAAUUGGUCCUUGUACUGUGGUUCUCCUGUGUGACUACUUCCAGGAAUAAAAUUGCCGAUGAAAUUGAGAACGGGA
Messenger RNA from Phoenix dactylifera (date palm), 2941 nucleotides. The record is from RefSeq and is a predicted model, not a curated record. Lineage: Eukaryota; Viridiplantae; Streptophyta; Magnoliopsida; Arecales; Arecaceae.